AUGUUCUCUAAGGCCUUCCUUGCUCUUGCCUUCGCUUCUACAGCGUUUGCAGGCGUUUUUGUGACCUCACCCACUCAAACGACCACUUUCCAAGCUGGCCAACAAGCCACUAUCUCGUGGCAAGAUGACGGAAAGGCUCCCUCUUUAUCGUCAUUUGGACCAUCCAAGAUUUCUAUUUACGUAGGGAACUCUCUGCAACAAACUUCGCUCCAACUCAUCAACGGCAAUGUUGAUGUUUCUCAAUCUUCGUCCAUCACUUUUACUCCUGACCCAUCUAUCGGCCCCAACAGCAACCAAUAUUUCAUUAGGUUCGAAUCCCUGAGCCUGAUUGAUAACAGUGUGCAGCCUCCCAUCCCGGCCCUUUCCUUCUCCCACCAGUUCACUUUGGCCGGGAUGACUGGAACGUUCAGCCCUGCUGUCAGCGCUCAAAUCGCUGGUCAGUCAACGGCACCUAUCGGAGGCGCUGUCGCCACCUCAGCCGGCCCCGCAUCCACUGGAGGCUCCCCGUCUGCUCCCGCUAACCCUACCUCUGCGAAUUCCACAUCGAAGAAGGCCACCAGCACCUCGUCCAGCGCACCUACCUCUUCCCACUCAAGCAGCGCCAUGAGCAUUCACGUUGGAUGGGCUGGAGCAUUCCUCAGCGCUCUGGUUGGCAUGACCGUGCUUUAA
Messenger RNA from Psilocybe cubensis, 669 nucleotides. RefSeq lists its product as uncharacterized. NCBI's taxonomy places the organism in Eukaryota, Fungi, Basidiomycota, Agaricomycetes, Agaricales, Agrocybaceae. The record is from RefSeq and is a predicted model, not a curated record. The transcript has 5 exons. Gene Ontology annotation, biological process: cell wall biogenesis; (1->6)-beta-D-glucan biosynthetic process. Bases 1 to 669 code for a protein of 222 amino acids.